Messenger RNA from Cercocebus atys (sooty mangabey), 5940 nucleotides. It is a transcript of the gene PHACTR2, whose product is annotated as phosphatase and actin regulator 2. Gene Ontology annotation, biological process: actin cytoskeleton organization. NCBI's taxonomy places the organism in Eukaryota, Metazoa, Chordata, Mammalia, Primates, Cercopithecidae. Gene Ontology annotation, molecular function: actin binding. The record is from RefSeq and is a predicted model, not a curated record. Bases 1655 to 3559 code for a protein of 634 amino acids. The transcript is spliced from 13 exons.
CUAGAUUUUGAGCUUAUAACACUCACUCUGGAUAGUUGGCAGGUCUUAAUCAGGGCAAGUAGAUGAGGUGUAGAAACCACAGUGAUUUCAGUCUUAUGGGAUCCAAGCAAAUUUUUUAAAAAAUCUACAAAGAAUUUUUUUUUUUAAUUCAUAGAGUGAUAUACCUUUAAAAUUGUGUGACAGAAUUGAAAUGACAGGGUUAAAAAUCUCAGGCUAAAAGUCACCGAGAAAUUCAGUUUUUCUUUGAGGAAAACAUUUCUGAGCUAUCACUGACAUAAACAAAAUGUUUUGUUUAAACAAUAAAAGAACCUCAUAUCUAUAGGAAAUCUUGAAGUUACAUUAAAAACAAAAAUACUUAAACCUAGAAGCUGUUACAAUGGGAAACUAGACUAUAAAUAAUUUGCAACUGGUGUGUCACUAGGAAUUCCAAUGGCAUAAAGAAAUGCUUAAUAAACAAAUUGCCUUUCAAGUUUAGCAACUCUGGGGAUAUAACACUAUGAACUGUUUUUUUAAAAUCUGUUGGUAUAAAAGACCUGGAGAGCCUAACUGUACUGCAGAUUCAUUUUAUUGUAGGUCCUAUGAGGUCAUUAUAAAUCUUUGUACUAUAUUUGAGAAAACGCAGAAAACAGUUGUGCUGUCCCCAGCAUCUAAUGUCAUGACAGCCACGAGGCCUGGCACCUGAUUUCUCCAGCACUGUGCUCACCCUUGUGUCCUGAGAGCGUAAGCAGUUUUUGAUGUCUUUGAGAGUCGUCUUUACAUAGCCAAAUUAAAGAAAAGAAGUGAAGUAGGGUCUUUCUGUGUUAGUCAGUCUUUCCUGAUCUUCACAUUUCUUUAGCCACAGAUUAUAACAGACUGUAGAAUCCCCUAACCUCCUUUGACAAUUCUUUCUUGUAUUUUUAGUGACCUUUGGUGAAAAUACUUUGAAUUUCUCUAUUAGGAUAGGUGAGCAGAAAUUCUGAUCAGAAAUAGAAGAACUAGUCAUGAUGAACAUAACUAAAAUGGAAUGGCAAUACUCAACUUCCUAAUAUUUAUUUCGAGCAGAGAUAUUAAAGAUAGUCUUUAUUUUUCAAUGUUUUAUCUGCUACUCCCUGCCUCCUCCACCAACAACAACCAAAACACUUUAAAAUUUUAAAUUGAAAAGUUGCCCAGUCAUUCAGUGAUGUCAAUGAUAAAGGCUGAACCAUAUUUAGACUAACCCCAAGGAAAGGAUAAUGUAUUGUAUUUUAAAAUAUUCCUUUUUACCUUUUCAUGACCAAUGCCUCUUCCUGCUCCUGUUUGCCCUGGCAUCUUUUGGAAAGCUCUGUGUUUUGCAUAGCAUGUGCACUUUUUUUUCCUGAAAUGUGCAACACAUUCGACAUUGCAGUGAUUUUUUUCCCCCUCCUUAGCUCAGAGCAGAGGUGGAACCCCCAGGGGAUUCAAGUACCCACUUGAUAGGCUCAGUCCCUCUUAAUCAGCCUGUAAUGGAGCUAAUGGCUGUUUGUCAUCCUUGGAGAUAUAAAUUUCCUGGCGGUGUCUCCUGCAGACAGUGCAUGAAGUAUGCUCAGUGUGCCAGCAAGGGCUGAUAAUCAGCAGAAGGACAGGGUGCUUCGUUAGUCAGAAGAGCCAGGGCUUUCCGGCUGCCAGGCUACAGAACUCUCCUCACCACUCUUGAGACAUGGACAAUGCCGUUGAUGGACUGGACAAAGCUUCUAUAGCAAACUCAGAUGGCCCCACAGCAGGUUCCCAAACACCUCCCUUCAAGAGAAAGGGGAAACUAUCCACCAUUGGUAAAAUCUUUAAGCCUUGGAAAUGGAGGAAAAAGAAGACCAGCGACAAAUUUAGAGAAACCUCAGCAGUAUUAGAAAGGAAGAUAUCCACACGACAAAGUAGAGAGGAGCUGAUAAGAAGGGGAGUUCUUAAGGAAUUGCCUGAUCAAGAUGGAGAUGUAACAGUUAACUUUGAAAAUUCAAACGGGCACAUGAUACCCAUCGGAGAGGAAUCUACCCGAGAGGAAAAUGUAGUAAAGUCUGAAGAAGGUAAUGGCUCUGUUUCUGAAAAAACACCACCUCUGGAGGAAAAGGCAGAAGAUAAGAAAGAGAACACUGAAAACCACUCUGAAACACCGGCAGCUCCUGCUCUACCUCCUUCUGCUCCUCCUAAGCCUAGACCCAAACCUAAACCCAAAAAAUCACCUGUGCCUCCAAAAGGGGCCACUGCUGGGGCCAGCCACAAAGGUGACGAAGUGCCUCCCAUUAAAAAAAAUACCAAGGCUCCUGGUAAGCAGGCCCCCGACCCUCCACCCAAGCCAACAAGCCGAAACACGACCCGAGAGGCUGCUGGCUCCUCUCAUUCAAAAAAAACAACUGGCUCUAAAGCAUCAACUUCGCCAUCCACUUCAUCCACCUCAUCUCGUCCCAAAGCUUCAAAGGAGACAGUUGCUAGCAAAACAGGGACAGUGGGGACCACCAAGGGCAAGAAAAAAACUGGCAAGCAGCCAACGACUUCUCGUCUGUCCUCAGACACAACCACUUCUGGCAUAGCCGACCUUAAAGGAGAGCCUUCAGAGACAAGAGUGGAGAGUCUCAAACUUGAACAGACUGUCCCUGGAGCUGAGGAGCAGAACACAGGCAAAUCCAAGUCCGUGGUCCCUCCACCCCCUGUGGCUCCAGCACCUUCUCCUCCGGCCCCCACUCUCCCUCUUGAAGAUCAGUGCAUUACUGCCUCCGACACUCCAGUUGUCCUGGUCAGCGUUGGAGCUGACCUGCCCGUCUCUGCCUUAGACCCAAGUCAGCUUCUUUGGGCUGAAGAGCCAAAAAACAGAACCACUCUCUACUCAGGCACUGGCUUAAGUGUUAACAGAGAAAAUGCAAAAUGUUUCACAACCAAAGAGGAGCUGGGGAAGACAGUGCCUCAGCUACUGACUCCUGGUCUGAUGGGUGAAUCUCCAGAAAUCUUCAGUCCCUCAGAAGAUGAAGGCCACAGGGAAUACCAAGCCAGUGACUCUGACUCCGACGGGCCUGUCUUGUACACUGACGAUGAGGACGAAGAUGAAGAUGAGGAUGGCAGUGGAGAAAGUGCUUUGGCAAGUAAAAUACGCCGGAGGGAUACUCUUGCUAUCAAACUUGGCAACAGACCAUCUAAGAAAGAAUUAGAGGACAAAAACAUCUUGCAGCGUACAUCCGAAGAAGAGAGGCAGGAAAUCCGACAACAAAUUGGAACCAAGUUAGUCAGGAGGCUGAGCCAGAGGCCCACAACUGAAGAAUUAGAGCAAAGAAACAUCCUAAAACAAAAGAAUGAAGAAGAGGAACAAGAAGCAAAAAUGGAACUUAAACGCAGACUCAGCAGAAAGCUCAGCCUGAGACCCACAGUGGCAGAGCUACAAGCUCGAAGGAUCCUGCGAUUUAACGAGUAUGUAGAAGUCACAGAUUCUCCCGACUAUGACCGCCGAGCAGACAAGCCCUGGGCCAGGUUAACACCUGCAGACAAGGCAGCAAUAAGGAAAGAACUAAAUGAAUUUAAAAGCACAGAAAUGGAAGUUCAUGAAGAGAGUCGACAGUUUACAAGGUUUCAUCGUCCAUAACGAAGUGCGAGACUGUUUGGACACAGAGACUGAUCAUCUUUGGGGGAAGCCCUGCUUCCUGAAAACCUGAUAUUGCACUGGGAUUUGAAUGUGUGUGUUUCCGUUUAACUUGUGGUGAAGGAAGUGUGUGACUCAGCUUGAUUGGGAAGUGCUCCUCACCUGUGCGGUCCAGAUGGCUCCAACAAGCAAAGGGAAGGAUGCAGUGACUCUUGCUGCCCAGAAUGCACAGCGAUGGUAAGAGACUCCAUGGAUAUUCUUCAUCAGAAGCUUUAAUCAAAGAAGAUGAGCAGAUGACAAUCGCUGGCUCCCUGUUACCAGAAAGCCAAAUUUUAUGAUGCGGGUGAAAGAAAAAUAUAGAUAAAAUUGCUGGGCACUGAAAAGGGGUGGGAGUUGAAAAUCAGAAAGAAAGAGAAAUAUUUCAUUAUGUUAAUGAAGAAAAGAGAAAACUGAAGCAUAAAUGUAUUUUUGAAGUAGUUAUUGGGUAGCUGAGAACUUAGUAAGGGAUUUAGGAAUCUAACCUCCCGAUAUGGAUUCCUCAAAGACUUGAUCUGAGAAUAUUCUUGUUUCACCAUUAUGUUGGUACAGUAUAGUACCACAAUUUUAUGUUGUGCCAGUGAAUCCAGUUGCCAGGAAUAAGUCUGAAUGUUUUCAUGCAUCUUUUUCUUAAAUGCGAGAGCUUCUACUGACUUUUAACAAGCAUGCUUACCCAAAUUUUGUUGCAUGCUUUUAAGUAGCAUUAGCUAUACACACUUGACAUUUUUAAAUAUUCCUUUCCUAGUGUACCAGCCUUCACAGGAAAAGAGGACUGAGAAUAAAGUCAGAUGUAAUGUGACCCUAGAAAACUGUAGCAAGCUUCAGAAAUAAAUCUUUUGAUCUUUCCCUAUCUUGAUUAGAUCCAAAGUCAAAGCAACCAUACUUCACCUAAAGAAGACAGUAUUGACAAUCAUGACACCUGUUAUGAAAACUUGACUCCAAAGUUAAAAUUUAAGCAAGAUACAAACGUGCUGCCUGCAGUUAGUCCUGCAUGGGAAUAAGGACUAGUUAUUUUUUAGUGCUGCAUUUUUUAAAAGUUGGAUUGCUGCUAUUAAAAAAAAAAAAGAAAAAAAAAAAAAAGGACACAGAUCAAAAAAAAAAAAAAAACCCAAAGGCUUAACAGAACAUGGAAAGUUUCCACUACGUUGUGUGUGAGGAAAUCCUCAUCUUGUAUUUUAAGAAUCUGCAGAUUGCAUCCAUAAAUACAAUACAGUAUUUACUGUCAGUGCAAAAGAAUCAGUGAGAUUAAAGUAGUGGAAGCUUUCCCUAUGAGCCUACAGUCUGUAUUGUUUACAUUAAGAAACGCUCUAUUGUUGUGUUCCUAUUUUCCAUGGAGUCACAGGCACAGUAUGACUUCUGCUCCCGAAUACAUAUAACCAUAUGUAAAUACCACCUUGCAUUUAAUUGUUCUUCACGAUUGUUUUGUGCCCCUUUAAUUAAAAACACAUGAAAUGAAUAACAAAACAAGACCCAAAUAGAGUUUAUUUUAUUCUCAGAGUUUGGACUACAAUUUUCUGAGAUGUUUCUGGUUCAGGACUGUAAUUUUCUAUUUCAACCCAAAAGUAAGCAUUUAACCUGGUGAAUAAAUGUAGAUCCUGCCAUUCAUUGGUAUUUUGAAGAACCACUUGAAAUUGGAUCAUUUUAUUUAAAAAUAAAAAAUGAUAAUGCCAGUUGGCCUAUUAUUAAAAGCCAGGAUUGUGUUAGCACUAGGAAAAGUAACCAGCAUUACUGCACCUCUUGUUAGGCUCUGUGCAUUAACAAAAUACACAUAGAGUCUGUUGUCAUUUCACUAAUAGGAUAAGACAAAUUUUUUGCUUUGAAAAAAUUUUUCUGUGUGCCCAGGUAUCUGUCUCUGACUGAGGUUUUGUCUGUUUUAUGGUGUUUCAAUCCAGCCAUAAAAAUUAACUUGUGAUUUUUUUUCCCCAGAGUCAUGCUUUUCCUUAAUUAUAUUUUUAUUUUAUUAUUUUAGUAUCUUGGGAAAAAUACCAAGAGAUAUAAUGUUUCUUUUAAUUGUCUAUGCUUAAUCAUCUUUAAACACUUUAAAUUUCUAACCACAAGACCUCUCUACAAUGGUAAAUAUAAGACAUCACCAUCUUAUCACUCAAAGUACAUGUUAUUGAAAGUUUUUAUUUGGUUGAUAAAAGGAACAAUUUCUUCCCACUUUUGAUGCCUAUGACGCAGUUUUUUAUUGCCUACAAUGAGAUACACUCAGUACAAAAAAUGAAAAUCUGGUAUUUCAAAAAUUUUUUUUGUAUAAUAGGUCAGAUUUAUUAACUACUCAUACUUUUUCUUUAUACUAAUCGAUACAUUUAGAAAAAUUUUUUUAACUUAGAUAAAAGUUUAAAAGU